Messenger RNA from Coffea arabica (coffee), 2041 nucleotides. RefSeq names its product replication factor C subunit 2. Gene Ontology annotation, biological process: DNA repair; DNA-templated DNA replication. Gene Ontology annotation, cellular component: nucleus; DNA replication factor C complex. The record is from RefSeq and is a predicted model, not a curated record. Lineage: Eukaryota; Viridiplantae; Streptophyta; Magnoliopsida; Gentianales; Rubiaceae. Gene Ontology annotation, molecular function: DNA clamp loader activity; ATP binding; ATP hydrolysis activity.
GUAGUUUGUUCCGGCAGGCGCACUUUGUCCCAAAACUGUACGCAAGUGUUUUGUGGCAAUUUCUUCUUUUGCCAAAGUAAUAACAAAAAAAAAGGAGAACUCUUAUUUGAGUUCUGUGUUUCCAAUUAGCUCGUUCAUUAGAUCUUUCCUUCAAAUCCUAUUAUCUAAAUGGACACAUGGUUGGAUUACAUUUAUCCAUUCUUUUCCUUAAUCAUCAUUUGUUUCCCCGUUUGAUCAUUCUGAGACGAGAAAAACCAGUUAUUGCGAUUGGAUUCCUUCAAGAUGGAAUUUUGCUGCUUAACCAACGACUUAAGCUAACUUGAUGGCAAAUGGUUCCCACUUCCCACAAUCCCCAAUCCCCCGAAGAGAAGGUCGGUAAAUGGGAUUUCAAAACUUUUAAUUGUUCGGUGAUGAAUAAAGCGUGAAGAAGUCAUGCCGCAAUGGAUUGAAUAUGAACCAGGCAAAUUGUUCGUUAGGACCAGGCAAACACUAGGAAUGGCAGGCAUAAUUACUGACAUGAGAGAGGGAGGAAAAGAGAGGUGGGAUGAAAGAAGAGGAGAUGGGUGGCAAGCGGUGGAGAUUAAUGAUAGAGGGAGGAGAUAUCUAAUGUUCCUAAAAUACCUCUGUUUAAUUGGUUAAUAAGGAGUUUGAUCGAUUUUUCUGGUUGUGCCGUCGUAAAAAUCCUUAAUUGAAACCAUAAUAUAAGUUUAGGGAUCAAAUUGGCCGAAAACAAAAAUUAGGGAUUAAAUCGACAUUAAAAAAAAGUUUAGGGACGAAUUUGACCAUUUUCCCAAACAGCAAUCUAAAGGAGAACUUAAAUAGGCACAGUAGACAAGAGUGUAGACCUUGUUGAAGCGGGAAAAUAAGAACCAGCUUUUGUUGACAGACGAAGAAACAGAGAUGGCGCCAUUGCUGCAGACCUCGCAGCCCUGGGUUGAGAAAUAUCGACCGAAGCAAGUGAAGGAUGUAGCGCACCAAGACGAGGUCGUUCGAGUCCUAACCAACACUCUUGAGACUGCCAAUGCCUGAACUCUAUAAAUCAAGAGUAUUGGAGCUAAAUGCUAGUGAUGACCGUGGAAUUAAUGUCGUUCGAACUAAAAUAAAAGAUUUUGCUGCAGUUGCUGUUGGUUCUGGUCGUCAAGGAGGCUAUCCUUGUCCCCCUUACAAGAUCAUAAUCCUUGAUGAGGCAGAUUCAAUGACUGAAGAUGCUCAGAAUGCCCUACGACGUACUAUGGAAACAUACUCAAAAGUUACAAGAUUUUUCUUCAUUUGUAAUUACAUCAGCAGGAUUAUUGAACCACUCGCUUCUAGAUGCGCUAAGUUCAGAUUCAAGCCACUAACGGAAGAUAUUAUGAGCAACAGAAUCCUCUACAUUUGCCAAGAGGAAGGCCUUAGUCUUGAUUCAGAUGCUCUUGCAACAUUAAGUUCUAUAUCACAAGGAGAUCUCCGUAGGGCUAUAACAUACUUACAGAGUGCUGCUCGCUUGUUUGGAUCUUCUAUUUCAUCCAGAGACUUAAUUAGUGUUUCUGGGGUUAUUCCUGAGGAUGUUGUUCAGGCUCUCUAUUCAGCUUGCAGAAGUGGUAAUUUUGACCUUGCAGACAAGGAAGUCAAGAAUGUAAUAGCUGAAGGAUAUCCAGUUUCUCAGAUGCUAUCUCAGUUGUUUGAUUUAGUUGUUGAGGCAGAUGACAUAUCAGAUGAACAGAAGGCAAGAAUAUGCAAGAAAUUGGGUGAAGCAGAUAAGUGUCUUGUUGAUGGAGCAGAUGAAUAUUUGCAGCUGCUGGAUGUGGCCAGCAAAACGAUGCAAGCACUUUGUAACCUGCCACAAGAAUUAUGUUAUGAGAGUUAGGUAUGAGAAUUAGAUGGCUAAGACAUUUCGAUCUGCUAGGCUCAUUUUAAAUUAUGUGGUGCCCUUUUCUGUUUUCCAGUUUUUGUCUAAAAUAUUUGGUGUCAUUAACUUUACUAAUGAUGGUUUUGCUGCUCUUUGUUAUCUGUAACCCUAUGGCUUGCUUAAUAUAGUCCUCUUUAAUACUCUUGUGCAUUA